Messenger RNA from Striga hermonthica, 1143 nucleotides. Lineage: Eukaryota; Viridiplantae; Streptophyta; Magnoliopsida; Lamiales; Orobanchaceae. The record is from the annotation of a GenBank genome assembly.
UUACAAAUAGUCUCUCUCGGGCUACGACUGCGCCGAAUACUGUUGCAGGGUCACGACAAAACGCGGAGGAGGAUGAGUCCAGUUAUGGUGAUGGCAGGCCCACGCACGACCGGGAGUUGGAGAGGAUGGCGAAACAGCUGCGCCAAUUGCAGGCUAAAGUGGAUGGUCGAGCGGAGAGGCGGGCUCGAGGACAUCCCUUCUCGGCAGACAUACUGGCAGCGCCUUUGCCAAAUAAUUACAAGGAUACUAACUUGGUGUUCGAUGGGACCUCUGAUCCGUCGAGACACGUAAGGACGUUUGAAAAUGUGGCUGUGUUGCAUGGAUAUACUGAUACCGUUAGUUGCAGGGCUUUUUUAUCGACCCUUAGGGGAGGGGCGCUCGACUGGUUCCAACAGCUCCCUCCAGGCUCGAUAGUGGACUUUGGGGAUUUUGCGGAGAAGUUGACAAAUCAAUAUUCGAGCGCGGUGGCUCAGGAAAAAACGUAUUUGACAUUGAUGGCAAUGAGACAGAGCGAGAAAGAGUCACUGCGCAAGUAUGUUGCUCGAUAUAAUCAGGCCCGUUUGGAGAUUCCAUCAGCGGUUGACGAGGUCAAGGCGGGAGGACUGAUAAGGAGUUUGCAGGCAGGACCGUGUCGGACUUCUCUAGCUAAGACCCCUGCUCACACGUAUGAUGAAGUAUUGAAGAGAUGCAGGAAAUAUAUCAAUCUCGAGGAGACUGAGGCGGAGUUUGCCAAGCUGGAGGAGUUAGGUCGAGGGGAGUCGGGGAAGGAGAAAACAGUCUCUCCCAAAAGAAUAGCCUCGCCCAGGAGGGAGGGGCGAGCUAGACAAGACCGAGGGCGAGAGGAUAGGUGGAAGGACGAACACAUUUCUGGAGGGAAAAGAUUCCAUGAUUACACCCCGUUGAACGCAAAGAUAGCCGAGGUUCUGAUGGCUAUGGAGAAAGGGAUAGAUGGGAAAGACGUGACGUGGCCCAGGUCGAGGUUCGAAGGGCCCACCCAACCGAAGUCGAGGAAAUAUUGCCGCUUCCACAAAGACUAUGGUCACACUACUGAGGGUUGUCGGCAUCUCAAGGACGGGAUUGAGCGCCUUAUUCGAGUAGGGCAUCUCAAGGAGUUUGUCUAUCAGGAUAAGGGGAGGAGAAAGU